AUGAUUUAUUAAACAAGAAACCCUGCUCAAUAUCCAAGUUACUGAGCACAUGCUUUCCGAUAGAGCUGCUGCUGUAGUUUUGAACUUGAAGAUUGGUUCCUGUGCACUUUUGUAAUCGUUUAAUCCAACAUGUCCAAUUUGAAGCGAAUUAAUAGUGAGCAGGUCCACUCGGCUGUUUUAAGUUACCUCAAGCGUCGGCAGUUUAUUGAUGCUAACAGCGACACAUACAGCAAGAAGCACCUCCGUCUGACGGAGUCAGUCUCCCUGAUGGCGACAGAGGCAGCAGUCAGACGGGAGACAGGCGUCCUGAAUGUGGUCUCCUGCACCACGUGUGACUCUGAUCCGGAGAGCUAUGAGCAGCAGUAUUCAAGGCUCAAGACAUUCAUUGAGCAGACACGAGAGCCUUUCAAGGAUGACCUCCAGGUUCUUCUGUACCCUCUCUUUGUUCACCUGUUUCUAGACAUGAUAACCAAUGGGCACAAGUCAGCAGCACACAGCUUGUACAGCAAACACCAUGAGUCCUUCUUGGAUGUCAGUAAUCAGCGAGAGUUGGUACAGAGCUUGACCGGCGUUGUGAACAGCAUGGACCUUCUCAUGAAUGAUCAUCUCACAGCAUUCAGAGACAGCAAGUAUGUGGUUCCCAUGCGCCAGGAGGCGGUGCAGUUCCUCCUUCGGUAUCUGCAGAGUCAGGAUAACUCCAUGCUGCUCAAAGUCUUCAACCUCCACAUCCAAAUUGACGUGCGGGGACUGACAAAUGCCUCACACAGUGUGCACACUGAUAAUGGAUCCACACCUGCCAGUGCACCUGUUACUCCAGCCAGCAGUCAGCCAGCAUCCUCCGAUGGAGAUGAGGCAGCGAAUCUGACAGCCUUGAAAGCCAACAUGGAGAAAGUCAGCAAGGGUCCCCCAACGCUGCCGUCAGUGCUGAUGUACACAUUCACCAAUACAUACCAAGGACUCAGCUGUGCCAGUGUCUCUUCUGAUCAUUCCCUGCUCUGUGGCGGCUUUGAGGAUUCUUCCAUCCAUCUCUGGAGUCUGAAUUCCAAGAAGCUGCAAGCGGCCCCUCACAGCGUGGAUGUUAGUCGCAUUCGUGUCGCUGGUGAUUGCGUCGAAGGGCAGAUGUAUGGAGACAGUGUUAGCAGUGAAAACAAAGUUUUGAGAGCUCACUCAGGACCGGUGUAUGGCACCUGCCUCCUCUCUGACAACAGAGUCCUGCUAUCCUGCUCUGAGGACACUACCAUCCGGGCAUGGAGCUUGGAUACGUACACCAACAUGGCCAUCUACCGGGGCCACAACUACCCUGUGUGGGGCAUUGAGAGCAGCCCCAUGGGGCUGUAUUUUGCCACGGCUUCCAAGGACAACACGGCGAGACUGUGGACCGUGGAGAGGACCUUCCCCCUGAGGGUGUUUGUGGGCCACCUGAUGGAUGUUGAUUGUGUUAAGUUCCACCCAAACUGCAAAUACCUGGCCACAGGGUCCAGUGAUAAAACCAUCCGACUAUGGAACAUUCAUGACGGCAAGACAGUCCGACUCUUCAAUGGACAUAGAGGCACAGUUCUAGCUUUGGCAGUUUCACCCGACGGGCGCUACGUAGCUUCUGCAGGUGAGGAUAGGCGAGUAAAACUCUGGGAUAUCGGCUCAGGAAGUCUGGUCAAGGAAUUACGGGGCCACACUGACUGUGUCUACAGUCUCAGCUUCAGUCCUGACAGCUCAGCGCUUGCAUCAGGUGGAAUUGACAACAGUCUAAGAUUUUGGGAUGUGAGACAGAACUACUCAUCAUCUCAGUCUGAGAGCGGUUCUUCGUCUGAGCUCUUAGGUUCCUUCUCCAUCAAGUCCACCUGCAUUCACCAUGUUCAGUUCUCCAAGUGCAACCUCCUCACUCUCGCAGGCGCUUCCACUAGCUCAUCGUGAGGUCGAAGGUCAUGACCAUGCAAAUCAACUCUUCUUGCUAACUGUGACCCAAUCUAACAAAAUGAGUCUUAAGUCACCAGAGCCACAUGCGCGUAUUCCACCCUUCACAAUGUCCAAUUUGUGAUGCCAGUCUGUGUUAUGCAUUAACGCAAAGCACACAGUUUGCUUGUCCGAAAGAAAACUAACAAAUGCUGAAAAAGUGGCCUCAAGACUCAUUUUGUGUGAUCAGGUGACAAUUUGUUGUCACCUUUGUGUUUGGUUUGGAUUUUGCCCCUCAAGAAUUUUGUUAUCCCAUUUGGUAUCAUGAUGACAUUACUGACACACUUGAAAUCCAAACCGUCUGCACUUGACAAGACUAACCUCAUUAACCUUUGUUCAGGACUUGUUGAUGUUCAUCAUAUUAAUUGUGACAUUGUUUUUGACAGUUUUGGUUUUGUAUUUUGGUUGUAUUUACUUAAGUUCAUUUAAGUUAUCUAUCAUGGAAAAUUUCAUGGCACAUUGUUGGUAUUUCUUUUCAUGUGUUCUUGUUAUUAAGAAUUUGAGAUAUCUAAUGUAGCAAAACCUAUGUGACAGGUGUAAACAAUGUUACACAGCCCACGUCUUAAUUAACGGGACAUAUUCAUGAGUCGGCAAUCUUGCCUUCAACCCCUUGACGCCGGGAAUUUGUUCUGAAAGCCGAUUCCGAGAAUUCCAGCCUGGCUUGGCCACAAAGGCCACCUGCCAAACCGCAAAUUCUUGGUUUGGUGGCCCUACGU
Molecule: messenger RNA, 2666 nt
Organism: Acanthaster planci (crown-of-thorns starfish)
Lineage: Eukaryota; Metazoa; Echinodermata; Asteroidea; Valvatida; Acanthasteridae
Gene: taf5l
Product: TATA-box binding protein associated factor 5 like
Biological process (GO): transcription initiation at RNA polymerase II promoter
Cellular component (GO): transcription factor TFIID complex
Molecular function (GO): protein binding; RNA polymerase II general transcription initiation factor activity
Source: RefSeq, a predicted model, not a curated record